This is a messenger RNA of Puccinia graminis f. sp. tritici CRL 75-36-700-3, 738 nucleotides long. RefSeq names its product 60S ribosomal protein L43. The record is from RefSeq and is a predicted model, not a curated record. Lineage: Eukaryota; Fungi; Basidiomycota; Pucciniomycetes; Pucciniales; Pucciniaceae. Bases 89 to 367 code for a protein of 92 amino acids. Gene Ontology annotation, cellular component: ribosome. The transcript is spliced from 5 exons. Gene Ontology annotation, biological process: translation. Gene Ontology annotation, molecular function: structural constituent of ribosome.
GCGGCCGACUGCCUGUCCUCGUCGUUCAAGUGUACCGGUCCACCCCUUUUCGCCGGCCCAUCACCAUCAACACCAACAAGACUUCAACAUGACUAAACGAACAAAAAAGGUCGGAGUUACCGGUAAAUACGGAACGAGAUAUGGUGCCUCUCUCCGUAAACAAAUCAAGAAGAUGGAAGUGACCCAACACGCCCGUUACACAUGCACUUUCUGCGGCAAGGACACCGUCAAACGAUCUGCCGUCGGUAUCUGGGACUGCCGGUCCUGCCGCAAGGUUAUUGCUGGUGGUGCCUGGACCGUCUCAACAACGGCUGCUGCCACUGUCAGGAGUACCGUCCGACGUCUGGCUGAGUUGCGAGACGCCUAGUUCUCAAAUCCUUGACCUGUUCCCCUCACCUAUGCAAUGACACAUGCCCCUCCAAACCAAAAUUCUCAGCUCUUGUCAGCUGCCAAAGCUAUGAUACAUACCGUUCUUUUUGCCUGUCAAUGACAACUGAAUGCCAUCCUCAGUCAGCGCAAUUCUCAGCCGAUUGCGUUUCUUCCAACUGGGUUCCUAAUAAACCUAAAGCCAUCGACCAGAGGCACAGGUCAUGCAACUCUGGUCCCUUGUUGAAUAAUGAGCCUGACCCUGACUCAUGAUGCAACCAAGUAUUUUUACAUAGAAUUCUAAACUGCUAGCACUGGUUUCAGGAUCUGAGAUCCAACUAUUGGGACUGUUGGAAAUGUAACUUGUUGGCC